This is a messenger RNA of Ogataea philodendri, 543 nucleotides long. RefSeq lists its product as uncharacterized. NCBI's taxonomy places the organism in Eukaryota, Fungi, Ascomycota, Pichiomycetes, Pichiales, Pichiaceae. The record is from RefSeq and is a predicted model, not a curated record. The transcript is spliced from 2 exons. The coding region runs from base 1 to 543 and encodes 180 amino acids.
AUGAUCAUAUCAACUUCGCCAAUAUCCAGUCCUUCCUCACCGAUCGAGAUUCCACUAGCAUUGGCCUUUCGUAAGACAGGCAAAAUGGCGUCUGAGAUCAGGUCCACGAUAUAUGCAAUCUCGUCGGUGAUCUCACAAUCUAAUUUCAAAAUAUCCCGGCCUUUGAUGUACUUCUCUGUAUCUGGACUAUCCUCUGUUCUGACCUCGAUCCUGGAAAUCAACAGGUUAUUGACAAUCACCUGGAUAGACUCAGUGUCAGAACCUGGAGUGGCCGAAAGCCCCAGAACACGGAAACUCGUAUUGUAUUUCUUCAAAAAGCUCACCACGGCACUGUAUGCGUAUGCUCCCUUAGAUCUAUGGGCCUCGUCAACCACCAGGAGCACGAUAUCUUUAGGAUUCAAGGUCCCGCUUUUCAGAUCGUUCUCCACCACCUGCGGAGUGGUGAAGAACACCCUUUUGGCCUUCCAGAUCUCUGCACGAUUGCGUCUUGUUUUAUCCAGCAAGAUCGCCGUUUGGUCGCUUGGGAUCCCCGUAAUACCGUAA